This is a messenger RNA of Nymphalis io (European peacock), 4205 nucleotides long. It is a transcript of the gene cdm, whose product is annotated as importin-13. The record is from RefSeq and is a predicted model, not a curated record. Gene Ontology annotation, molecular function: small GTPase binding. Gene Ontology annotation, cellular component: nuclear membrane; cytoplasm. The coding region runs from base 201 to 3053 and encodes 950 amino acids. Gene Ontology annotation, biological process: protein import into nucleus. The transcript is spliced from 16 exons. NCBI's taxonomy places the organism in Eukaryota, Metazoa, Arthropoda, Insecta, Lepidoptera, Nymphalidae.
GUCGUCUUAGUUAUUGACGUUAUUUGACUAUUAACUAUUUCUAUUUUUAUUUAUAUACAACUACAUUUUAAAAUCAAACAACAUAAUAUUGAUUGGUUUUAUUAAUAAAAUACGUUAUUUAUUGGAAGUAGUCAAUUUAUUAUUUCUCAUUAUAAUGCGCUAAGGAGCUUACUAAUGUGUUUCAUUCAUAUCGGGUAAUAAUGGAGUAUACAGCUCAAAAUUUGGAAUAUGCUGUGUCUGUUUUUUAUAAUGGAGAACAACAAGAACGAGCCAAGGCACAUAACUGGCUUACAUUCGCACAGCGGCGUCCAGCAGCUUGGAAUUUUGUGUGGGAAUUACUUCAACCUAGCAAGGGUACAGAAAUUCAAUUUUAUGCAGCUACAACUUUGCACACCAAAAUUCUUCGUUAUUGGAUGGAAGUUCCUCCAGAGAGCUAUAAUGAAUUAAGAGAAAAACUAUUACAGGCAGUAAUUGCUUAUUCUAAAGGUCCUAAAAUUGUGACAAAUAGAUUAUGCAUAAGUCUUGCAGCAUUUAUUCUUCAACAAGGCUCAAGUGACCUAGUGGAAAUUUUGAGGCCCUUAUCAACUCCUGAAUACACUUCAUUACUUCUCGAAGUAUUAACUGUGAUCCCGGAAGAAUAUAAUAGUAUGACCAUGGGAUCUACUUUACGGUCAAAAAAUAGAGCAGCAUUAAAUGAAGCAAGCUAUAUGGUUUUAGGUGAUAUGCUGAGACAUCUGCACAGUGCUUACAACAGUGAGUACAGCAGCGAGCCACCGAGCGAAGAGACAGUUCAAACGUGGACGAAUGCGGCGACGUGUGCGGCGAGCUGGCUGUCGCUGGGCGAGGAGGACGCGCUCGACUGCGCCACCACACUGCCCGAGCGAGCGCCGCUAUGUCGCGCGCUGUACACGGUCGUGCACGUACUCUGCACGUGGAACGAGGCGGUGAGCGACUCGGCGCUGGAGGCGUGCGAGGCGUGCCUGGCGGCCGUGCGCGCGGCGGGCACGGCGGGCAGCGCGCACAAGUACGCGGCCGCGGCGCGCGCGCUGCUGGCCGACCUGGCCGCGCUCGCCGCGCCGCUCUUCGCCAGCAACGACGUGCCCAACUCGCUCAACGAGGAGUUGCUGUCGGCCGUGAUCACGUGUUGCGUGUCGGUGAGCGAGUGCCACGCGACCGAGCUGGUGCAGGCGGCGGAGGAGGAGGCGCCCGGGGUGCGCACGCUGCUACAGCUGUUGCUGGCCGCGCAGGCUGCGCCCGGCCAUUACCCGCUGCAUGAGACGCGCUCCAACCUCGUAUUCCGUUUCUGGUACACGCUGCAGAAUGAAAUAUCAGAAGUGGCGGACAGAACUCAAAAAAUGAAUCCUCUCUGGCAAGAAGUCUUCACCCAGCUUCUGAUGACGCUCGUAAAGAAGUCCGAGAUGCCUCCCGAGUCGGCCCUCUCGCGCGUCGACCAGGAGCUCCUCCGGUGCUACAGGCAGGACAUCGCCGACUUAGUGAUGUACUGCUUCAUGGUGCUCGGCGAGGCGAGCUGGGCGCUGGUGGAGAGCGCGGUCGCGUGCGCGGACACGGCGGCGCGGCGCGAGGCGGCGCUGCACGUGUUCCUGGCGCUGGCCGACGCCGCGCCGCCCGCCGCCGCGCCGCCCGCGCUGGCCGCGCUGCUGCAGCACGCGCUGCGCCAGGCCGCCGCCGCGCCCGACACCGACUCGCUCACCACGGCGCUGGACUGCCUCGGCGCGUACGCGUCGUGGCUGAGCUCGCUGGAGGGCGGCGCGGGCGCGGCGCUGGGUCGCGAGUGCAUGCGCGCGGCGGGCGCGGCGCUGCAGCGCUGCCCGGCGCCCGCCGCGCUGGCGCUGCGCAAGCUGUGCGUGGACUGCGCCGCGCCCGCCGCCGCGCUCGUGGCCGACGUGGUGGGCGUGGCGCUGGCCGCCGACCCGGACGACGCCUGGACGCGCCGCCAGCUGCUCAGCGCGGCGGGCGCGGCGCUGUCGGCGUGCGAGGUGUCGCAGGCGGCGCCGCUGCUGCGCGACCUGUCGCGCCGCCUCACCGCCGAUCUCGUCGCACAGGCGCGUGAGGGCGGCAAGUGCGGCGCGGCGGAGUGCGUGUCGCUGAUGUCGGCGCUGAGCCCGCAGCCCGAGCUGGCGCUGCAGCUGUUUCAGGAUCUGCUCCCCGCGCUGCAGCUGCUGCCCACCAAUCCGGAACUUACGGAGCCAAUGUUUCAAAUUCUGAAACAUACGAUAGGUGCGGUGAUGGACAAAAUCGAACCCAUCGUAGAGGAUGUGGCGAAACUCAUAGUUGCCGGGAUCCAGACGCACCCUUGUCCUGUGGGGUUGGACGUCAUUAAACUCUUCACCGUGCUGGUGGGCGCGGCGUGGCGCGGCGCGGCGGGCGUGCUGCGCGCGGGCGUGGCCGCCAGCUCGCGCGCGCUGGCCGACAGCGAGCCGCCCGCGCUCGCCGGCAGCGCGGCGCCAGAACUCGCCAGGGAGGUUUUCGCCGUGCUCACCUCGCUCACCAAGAAGCUGCCGCAAGUCAUGGACUGGAUCGACGACUUACUUCCGGAUGUCAUCGAUUUGGCGAAGCGCUGCAUGCGCGCGUGGGAGUCCCGCGUGACGGCGACGGCGUGCUGCUGGCUGGGCGCGCUGGCGUCGCACCGCGCGCGCCUGCUGUACCCGCACGCGCCCGCGCUCACGCGCACCGCGCUCUCCGGCAUCGGCGGCGCGACACCGCGCAAUCAAAUGGAACCUCUCGCGGAGCUGCUGCUGGCGUUCAACCGCGCACAGUGGAAGGGCGAGGGAGGGGCUAAGGGGACCGCCGGGGUGGGGGCGGAGGCGGGCGACCUGGGGGCGUGGCUACGCGAGUCGCUGGCGGACGCUGGCUUUCCGUCCACGCACGCCACUGACGCGCACAAACAGAAGUUCAUCCAGGCCGUGCUUAGUGAGCGGAGAAGCAAGCGACGAGUGUUAGAAAGUGUGCAAGAGUUCUCAUUGGCGUGCCGAGGCCUGAUAGGAACGGAGUACGCGCGACAAUCGAUCGCUUCUAAACAAAUGAUAGCCUAAGUAUUGUUGAAAAAUUUAGUAUAAAACAUUGAUCGAAAUCAUAACGAGUGGGUUUUCAUGUAAGAUUUUCGAAAAAUGGCUGUAAAUUAUUUUGACUUGUCUAAUAAUAUUGUAAAAUUGUAGAAAGUUAUGAGGCAUCUAUUCUUAUAUGUUGUACACAAUACUUUGAUAGGUUUGGUGCUCAAUUUUGUUCUGAUAAUUUGACAAAAAAUCUUGCUUAUUGUUUUUAUAUUUUUUAUAAAAAAUAUAUCAUCAUGGUGGAAACUCUUUUGUAUGCAAGUUAUAUAAUUUAUUAUACGCAUAAAAUCCAUUCAAAAAAGUCAAAAGAGGCAUUUUAAAAUAAUAAUUGUCGACGAAUUCCUUUGAAAGUAGUUAAUAUUUUUAGUCUUCCUAAUUAAGACUUAAUUAAUAUAGCUACAUAUGUAUGGAUACAUUUCUGUAGUAAUAUUCGUAAAUGUAGGGUCAGCAUAAACAGAUUAACUCGUGCAUAUUUUGUUUAUGAAAUAAUAGCGAGAGUCGAUUUUCUUUGACAUUGACAUCAAACCUUAAAUAAAAACUGACGUAAUAACGUUCUCAUCUAUAAAACGUAGCGUUCUUAUAUGUUGUUCGUAUACAUCCAAUUUAUAUAAUAAAUUACCGGCUUCACCUAUAAAUUUUAUUCAAAGGUUGAUUAGUAAAAAAAAUUACUGGUGGUAGAGCUUUGUGCAAGCUUGUCUGGGUAGGUACCACCCAUUCAUCAGAUAUUCUACCGCAAAACAGCAGUUUGGUAUUGUUGUGUUUAAUUACAGGCACAUGGGACAUAACAUCUUAGUUCCCAAGGUUGGUGGUGCAUUGGCGAUGUAAGCGAUGGUUAACAUUUCUUACAAUGCCAAUGUCUAUGGGCGUUGAUGACCACUUACCAUCAGGUGGCCCAUAUGCUCGUCCGCCUUCUUAUUCUAUAAAAAAAUGCUGUCUUUAUCUUUCGAAUGUCAAAUCAAUUACGACAGAAAGAGAUAAAUAAAUGUUGAAUUAACACCCUUUGAACAAGGUUAUAAGUAAAACCAUAUUCAUAAUAAAGAAUCAUUUGUAAAUUAAUUUCAUUUAAAAUACUAAGCUAGCGUAAGUACUUCGUUGUAAAAUUAGAUGGACAGAAAUAAAAAAUAUAUAUAUUUA